AUGGCGUGGGAUCAGAACUAUUGUGGUAUACGUAUUGUUCUUGUAUAUGUGAAUAAUCGGAGUGAUGUACCCCUCGGGACUACCACCCUGCUGGCCUGCACGCUCCUCGCAGCGCUCCAGUUCGCUCAGGCGAUCCCGGUAGAGACCCCUUCAACUGGUCUGGAGGAAAUUAAGGCUACCAACAGUCUAUCGGCUACUAAAAGUCUUAAGUGCAUCGCUAAAAUAGUUGUCGAAUUCGUCUUGGAAAUGCCAGCUGUGAUUUGGGGUUGCGACAAAUUUACAAGAUGGUUUGAUCCGCCCGAAAGUGUCGCCAUCGGCUUCAUGCAGUGCAUCACCCUGGCUCUUCCUGUAAACCUACACCGCAUUGCGAAGGAAGUGACAUGCUGAGGCACUGCCGUCAGCGACACCAGGGUGGUUCAAGUGCAGUCU
Frankliniella occidentalis (western flower thrips) is the source of this 429-nucleotide messenger RNA. RefSeq lists its product as uncharacterized. The record is from RefSeq and is a predicted model, not a curated record. Lineage: Eukaryota; Metazoa; Arthropoda; Insecta; Thysanoptera; Thripidae. Bases 1 to 387 code for a protein of 128 amino acids. The transcript is spliced from 4 exons.